GCAAUCCGGAAGGACACGGCGACGACAACUUCAACCUCAACUUCAACAAUCUCCAUCCACAUCAACCAUUAUCAUCAUCAUCAUAAUCCGCCAACAUGUUCGGUCUCUCAUACUGGGUUUUCCCGCUCGUCUCAGCGGGCAUGUGGCUAGGCAUGCUCCUGGCCAUGUUGAUUACAUGGGAGGCUGAAGGACAUCCUCAUUAUGCUUCGAUGGAGUCGGGUCAACGCAUUGCGUACAUUUCAGACAUUGGCGCCCAAGGACUCAAGCCGCUUUUCAUUACCGGAUGUGUCAUUACCACAGUCUUCCUAGAUCUCUCCUUUGCGUCUGAAAGAUGGCUGCGACACCGGGGUAGACUGGCGCGAAACGUUUCCAUCUCUGAGAAGAUUCUGUCGGGGCUCUCUAUCGCCUUUGCCAUUGCUGGUACCGCUGGCUUGAUCUUGUUAUCAAUCUUCGACACCCUUCAUCACCCUCGUAUGCACGAUGGUUUCUUGGUGCUCUUCAUUGGCGGCUAUGUCAUUUCUGCCAUCUUCAUCUGCGCCGAAUACCAGCGCCUAGGCAUCAAGUACCGCCAGUACCGAGUUCUCCGGUUUUCUUUCUGGAUCAAGCUCACUUUCAUCAUCACUGAGAUUGCCUUGGCUAUUGCCUUUGGUGUGUGCGGUCACGAAUCCAAGAGACAGGCUGCUGCUGUUCUCGAGUGGAUCAUUGCUCUCAUCUUCACCUUUUACGUCUUGACCUUUUUCAUCGAUCUUCUCCCGGCUGUGCGGACCAAGAACAAGGCUGUGCGAGAGGCCCAGCAAGAAAUGGGCAUCAACCCCGCUGCUCCGGCGCCACACGAUGGCCAAUUCUUUGAGCCUCCGUCUCACAACUCCCUAGACAGCCGUGCCGGUCUGACCAACGAUGGUCGCCACUACCGUCAACCCAACUUUUAAAAAAAAAAAUUCCCGCCUCAUCUCCAAGGAUCUUUUUUCCUUUGAACACAUCUUUCUCUUCCCGUUCUACCAAACUAAUACCAUACACGUGGAGUUGAUCGGAUCAUUAUACUCUUUUUUUUUCUUUUCAUUAGAACCGUUCUCAAAGAGUUUUUUCUCUGGUUUUUGCGCUAGCAUCGCAUUACAGCCGGCGCAUUUGU
Xylona heveae TC161 is the source of this 1129-nucleotide messenger RNA. RefSeq lists its product as hypothetical. Gene Ontology annotation, cellular component: plasma membrane. The transcript is spliced from 5 exons. The coding region runs from base 96 to 929 and encodes 277 amino acids. NCBI's taxonomy places the organism in Eukaryota, Fungi, Ascomycota, Xylonomycetes, Xylonales, Xylonaceae. The record is from RefSeq and is a predicted model, not a curated record.